This is a messenger RNA of Danaus plexippus (monarch butterfly), 1446 nucleotides long. It is a transcript of the gene Prosalpha6, whose product is annotated as proteasome subunit alpha type-1-like. Gene Ontology annotation, cellular component: nucleus; proteasome core complex; proteasome core complex, alpha-subunit complex. NCBI's taxonomy places the organism in Eukaryota, Metazoa, Arthropoda, Insecta, Lepidoptera, Nymphalidae. The record is from RefSeq and is a predicted model, not a curated record. The transcript is spliced from 6 exons. The coding region runs from base 154 to 966 and encodes 270 amino acids. Gene Ontology annotation, biological process: ubiquitin-dependent protein catabolic process.
UAUAGUCUGUAUUUUGUCAAAGAUCAUAAAUUUAAUGUCAAAAUGACAUUUUGAAAUAUCAUCAAGCUUGUACUGAAUUACAUUGAGCUUACCGGUUCUCUUACAUUAAAAAUACCUUUAUUUUAUUAUUCUUCCAAUCAAAGAUAAAUAAUUAUGUUCCGCAACCAGUACGACAGUGAUGUCACAGUGUGGAGCCCUCAGGGUCGACUCCAUCAAGUGGAGUACGCUAUGGAAGCUGUAAAACUGGGCUCAGCCACGGUGGGACUUAAGAAUAAACAAUUUGCCGUCCUAAUAGCUCUCAAGCGGGCCGUGAGUGAACUGUCAGCUUAUCAGAAGAAGAUCAUUCCUAUUGAUGAUCAUAUUGGUAUUUCAAUAUCUGGAUUGACUGCUGAUGCUAGAAUGCUAAGCCGUUUCAUGAGGACGGAAUGCCUCAAUCAUCGAUAUGCUCAUGACGCACCAAUGCCGGUUGGCAGGUUAAUUUCUCUUGUUGGCAACAAGAUGCAGAUAUGUACCCAGCGGUAUGAUAAGCGACCUUUAGGAGUUGGCCUGCUGGUUGCUGGGUAUGAUGAUCAAGGUCCUCAUAUCUACCAGACAUGUCCUUCGGCCAAUUACUUUGACUGCCGUGCCAUGGCUAUCGGUGCACGAUCGCAAUCCGCAAGAACUUACUUGGAGAAACAUCUUAACACAUUCCUCGAUUGUGAUCUGAAUGAACUCGUAGCUCAUGGCCUAAGAGCUUUAAGAGAUACACUGCCAAAUGAGGUUGAUCUCAACAACAAGAAUGUAUCCAUUGCGAUUGUUGGUCCCAAUACGCCUUUAAGGAUUGCCGAAGAGCCCGACCUGACUCGUUACCUGUCUCUGGUGGAGGGAGAGGAACGUCGCGGCGGGGCCAGUGCUACGGGGGACGCGGGGGGCCCAGCGGAGGGGGAGGGGGAACCAGCACCUCAGAUGGCUAUGGACACGGAGUAAUCACAGACAGACUUCAAGUAGUAGCAGAUGGAGAAGAUACUCGGAUGACGGAAAUAGAAGAGCCUGGGACAAAAUCCGGUGAAGCCUUCGCAUCCAUUCUGCAUUUCUUACCAUUUUUUUCAUACUGCAAAGAUAUGCCUUGGCCAGUGUUUAGGUUCUGUGUUGGUAUAUGAUAAUUUUGUUCUCACGAAAUACAUCAAAGAAGAGGUAACAGUUUAAAAAAAAUCUCAGAAAAAUAGGGACACGAAAAAAUUUAAAAAUAAAGGUGAUAUGACUACUAUAAAUAUUUUAUUUUAAUUGAUGGUUAUAAAAUCUCUCCUAAAACAGUAUUAUCUCAAAAACUAAGACUAUUCCUCCUUUUUUUUUAUGUAUAUCAACCAAACGAUCUACGCACUGGCCAAGGCAAGAAAAAAAUAAUUUCUUAUUUGUUUUUCUAUCUAUGUAUCGCUUAAUGAAUAAAACUCAAAAAUAUGUUAUGUA